UGUCCACACUCAAACUGAGAAUCUCCAGCAAGCAGCUAUAUACGUUUUCAAACAAUUUUUGUUUGUGCACAAGAGACCGACGGAGCACCAUCCACACUACCUGAAUCGUCGUUGGUAAAUAAUACGUAACGUUUGUUGGUAUUUGUGGCAUAUACUUCACAUCCAACGCAUGUAUUGUGUUUUUGUCUAUGGAAGAGUAUAAUAACUUGUCAAAUGUAUUUUUUGCUUCCAAACUGAUCCCAACAGAACUAUACAGUUAUAGUUUGCAUUCCACUAGAUGCCCAUAUUGCCAUAACUUCAGGUCAGCAACAUAAGUGUCUGAGGACGAUGGUGAAACGAUAUCACAAGUCAACAUCAAUACUGUUGGGAGUUGUCCAAGUUGACGAGUGUCUGAAGACACCUUAAGGAGCGCAAUUGUUGGAUCGACAUGCUUGUGGUCCGAGGCCCCGGGAGACUGUCCAGGGUCAGCACUGGUGUGACCGGUCACCCACGGCUCAGAUGGAGCCUGGGGGAAGCGGAGAGCAGCACGCAGGCUUGCCAUGUAGACGCACUGAGGAGGAGUGGAAGAUUGGAGUGUGGAGCCGUGGGUUUUCACUGACUCGAGUGGAUUUUGAGCAGCUGUCGUCAGUCUUCCUGAGCAAACGCACGCUCAGCUCCAUUUAGGGCAGAAUGGGGCUCUUUGGUUUCUGCCUCUAUUCUUCUGAGCUGUUUAUCCAGCGCUGCUUGAUCAGGUGGUGCUGAUGACAUCUUACCAAAACACAUCCAAAUGUUUAAUAUGCCACAGAUUUUUCCUCCAACAACUCUGCUUCCAAACUGAACGUUAUGUAUAUAAUUAAAACCACUAGGAUGUCUAAACACAUCUAAACACAGAAAAACGCAUACCAGACUUUUGGGAUGGUGGCUUUUCAUUGUGUGCAUGAAAUGUAUAUGUAACGUAUAUGAUAUUAGUCCAAAAAUGCUAUGUUGUUGUGGAUGUCAGUGGACGUCUCUCUCUCAUUGUGGGAACGUGGGGGUAAUGUCAGUGGAAGGCAGGAAAGACAGAGGUUCACCCUUAUGGUGGAAUACAUAACAAAGAAAUUGGUUUUAGAUCGACCUAUCUUCCUCUCUCUCUCUCUCUCUCUCUCUCUAUUUCUCCCUUUCCCUCUCCCUCUGUAAAAUCUAUUGGUUGAUUUCCAACAUUUGCAUAGUUUCUUCUUCUGUAAUCUUAGCCUGUGGGGUUUAAGAGGAAAGGUUGCAUAGGGUAUAAUGCACAUUUGAUGUUAUUGUAAUGACUUCUAUAAAUGAGUACAGUACCUCUCCUUUCUCAUCGAUGUUGCUGACUAAUAAAUUAAAGCUCUAUAUUUUAUAAAUACAGGCAGUUUCUUUUGUGGACCAGUGAUUGGCAUCUGUGUUCAUGUACAAGAGGAGAGCAUGGGAAUGGUGUCACUCUGUAUCUCUUUCUCUGUCUGUGUCUGUCUGUCUAUCUCUCUCUCUCUUUCUCUCUAAAAGGACACACAAGAGUAGAUUAGGAUAUCUUGCCAUCUUCAGAUUGAGGUCAAUGAGAUCUGUCAGGUGAGCAUGCAAAGCUCUUUAAGUACUUUAUAUCUCACCCCUCAGUUUGCAGUCGUGUAUAGGAUAUCAGUGCGUCCAGUUUUGUUACUACACGAAGGGCUGUGGUGGACACUGUCCGGCUGUGUUUUAAUCUAGGUUUCAUACAUGAGACGGACAAAGGCAAAUGCCUUCCAAGCGUCCUCCAUCAUCGAAAAGAAACAAGCAAAAACAUUGUGCUCAUUAUUCAGGCCUCAUGGUCAUUCGAGCACUUAUGUGUCCGUACAGUAUAUUAGUGUAGGACCCUUUACAUCCCUCUUACCAUCAGAGACAAACACAGCUCAGUGUUCUUCUUUCCACUCCUCUUUUAAAGACAGCUGAGAACAGUGAGGUCAGAUAAGCACUUGAGCCGAUGUGCAUCUUCAGCUGAGCACAGCAAAGUCCCCUAAAACCGAAGGUGAGGUCGUAUGCUCGCACACCAGCGUACCCCUGCCUCGCACUCCCUCCUCCUUGAGCACCAGAACCCUCCUGUCCUUGUGGCUCAUUGGCCGAACCUGAUCAGGUGGACAGAGGAUGCCCCAAAUCCUCCCUAAGACAGGAAAACACUCAGCAAUUUGCCAGUGUUGGUUAGGAGCAGUUGACUUGGCCAGCGGCGUAGUUGACGGCACCAGGCGGCCUCAAGGCAAUCUGCUGGGACCUUCCAUUUUUUUUUCCCGCCAUUUGGUUGUGAGUAUCAGGGCCGAAGCCGGUGAGUGAGAAUGGGGGCAGGAGCGAGUAGUGAGGAGAAGCACUCCAGGGAGCUGGAGAAGAAGUUAAAGGAGGAUGCCGACAAGGACGCCAGGACAGUCAAGCUGCUGCUGCUGGGUGCUGGAGAAUCAGGAAAAAGCACAAUUGUCAAACAGAUGAAAAUUAUCCAUCAAGAUGGUUACUCACUUGAAGAGAGUAUGGAGUUCGUCACCAUCAUCUACAGCAACACCUUGCAGUCCGCCAUGGCUAUUGUCAAGGCCAUGACGACCCUCAACAUUGGCUAUGGCGAUCCCGCUCAGCAGGACGACGCCCGGAAGCUCAUGCACUUGGCCGACACCAUAGAGGAGGGUUCCAUGCCCAAGGAGCUGGCAGAUAUCAUCAUCCGUCUCUGGAAGGAUUCUGGGAUCCAAGCGUGCUACGACAGAGCUUCCGAGUACCAGCUCAACGACUCCGCUGGAUACUACCUGAAGGACCUGGAGAGGCUAAUCCAGCCAGGGUACAUCCCCACCGAGCAGGACAUGCUGCGAUCAAGAGUGAAGACCACCGGUAUCAUCGAGACUCAGUUUGGAUUGAAAGAUCUGAACUUCAGGAUGUUUGACGUCGGAGGCCAGAGGUCUGAGAGGAAGAAAUGGAUCCACUGCUUCGAGGGGGUGACCUGCAUCAUCUUCAUCGCUGCUCUGAGCGCCUACGACAUGGUGCUGGUGGAGGACGAUGAAGUGAAUCGAAUGCACGAGAGUCUCCACUUGUUCAACAGUAUCUGCAACCACCGCUACUUUCGCACCACCUCUAUUGUACUCUUCCUCAACAAGAAAGAUGUCUUCACUGAGAAGAUCAAGAAGGCUCACCUCAGCAUGUGCUUCCCAGACUAUGAUGGGCCCAACACCUACGAGGAUGCCGGUAACUACAUCAAACUCCAGUUCCUGGACCUCAACUUGGCACGCGACGUCAAGGAGGUCUACUCGCACAUGACUUGUGCCACAGACACAGAGAACGUCAAGUUUGUGUUUGAUGCCGUAACUGACAUCAUCAUUAAAGAAAAUCUCAAGGACUGUGGUCUCUUCUAAGAGCCACGCUGAGCAUGGCCCUGGGGCAGGCUGUUGGUCUAAUCUUGACCCAUCACUCCUAAGCUUCCUAUAUUCAAAGUGUGGACACUCGCUCCUCAACCCAACAGGACAUCCAAUGAGAGCCAGGACAAGAAAUGGUCUCUGCAAACACUCAGACACACACACCCAAAUGUACGCACGCAUACAUCUAUGAAUUUGAUAGUUCAAAAAUACACAUCAGUUUUUGUCCAAAGACUCCCACAGUAGUUUAAGACCAGUUGAAGUAACAAACCUAACCUAGGUGUGACCUGAGAGUUAACGGAUACGCCCUGUACUGACGUCCAUUACAAGUUGAUCUUAGUAAAGCUGUUACAUCACAAUCUUCUGGUAUAGGAAUUCAUUUUCGCCGCAGUGCUAAGCAAACUGUAGUGGAGCCGUAGACACUUCUGAUGGCAAACAGCGACUUGUCUUCUCAGGCCCAUCAGUAAGUGGAAGUGCGUUGUAAGGCAAACAUAUCUCAGCUCUAGUAAAGGCCCACAAAGCCAAACUGCGAACAAAAAAAGAUGGCCUCUCCCCACCUGCAUAUGCACUUCAACUUCUGUUACGACGCAAAGAGUCGUUCGUCAGCUAAACGGCGUUGGAUACGUAGAUGUCGCACACAUCUUAGACAAAACAAUUAUUUGUUCAACUAGGAAUUCGAACGAGGAAUAAGCUACAAGCAGGAGAAGACCUUUAUCAUGUCUCGUUGGGCCAGUUCUACUUACACGGUAGUUAGUGAAAUAUCACAGUGAGGAACCCUCCAGUGUUGUUCUGCUCCAUUGUUCAGUGACUGUGCUAAAGCAACAUUUUGAAAUAUGUGUUGCAAGGAAUUACAAACAUGUAGGCCUUUGAGCCCUGGAGUCUGUACAUAAAUGAAAAUUAUGAAAGAAGUCUGAAAUGAUCUUAUUAAAGCUUCCGUAGAAAAUAAA
Messenger RNA from Hypomesus transpacificus, 4285 nucleotides. It is a transcript of the gene gnat1, whose product is annotated as guanine nucleotide binding protein (G protein), alpha transducing activity polypeptide 1. NCBI's taxonomy places the organism in Eukaryota, Metazoa, Chordata, Actinopteri, Osmeriformes, Osmeridae. Gene Ontology annotation, biological process: adenylate cyclase-modulating G protein-coupled receptor signaling pathway. The record is from RefSeq and is a predicted model, not a curated record. Bases 2286 to 3338 code for a protein of 350 amino acids. The transcript is spliced from 9 exons. Gene Ontology annotation, molecular function: G protein-coupled receptor binding; GTP binding; G-protein beta/gamma-subunit complex binding. Gene Ontology annotation, cellular component: heterotrimeric G-protein complex.